GCACCACCAAUCAAUUUUCAAUUAUCAGAGUAAAAAAUAAUCAAAACAUAUGCUACUUGUACGUAGAUCUUCAAUAUCAUCUGCACUGGCAGAUGGUGGUGGAAAUCGAUGGUGACUCUGUCCGUGGUAAAUUAACUGCCAUUUGCGUAAUAAAAUGUGGGUGCACGUGUUCACCGCCUCUCACGUGCAUGACCGAUGCUAACUGCUAGCUGAGUGAAGCAGCCAUCAACAAUUUCCUAUAUUCGCUGUCAUUGGGACUCAUGAAAAACCAUGCAUGCCCAUUUCAUCUCUGUCUCGCCAAGACUUUUUUAUGUUUUCUUGGCAGAGUAAAGAGAUUCCUUUACUAGGAUAUGCGGUCACUAGCUAGAUGGUCAAUAAAGAAGAACGUGCGAGUGUGUGUGUGUGUGUCUAUAUAGUACUCCUUUUGGCAGAAGCUCUACAUGAUAUAAAGAUCUGAGAUCAGAUCAAUUAGUUUUUAUUUCUUCUUUUCGUAUUCAUAGAGCCUAGCUAGCUCUCUUCAUGCAUUCACUGAUAAACUCUAGUUGUUGGUGAAAUAUUAUCUCAUUGCAUAGCGCUGUGGGGCUAACAAAUUAAGAAACGCAGUUGAAGAUUUGCACUGAACAUCAACCUCGGCAUUUGGAUCAAAGAAUCUUUAAACAUUGCGCUGAGAUACUUAUAAAUUGAUCAAAUAACAUCAAAUGGAGGAGAACCCACCUCGAGUUUCAAGUCAAGAAAGGACCCACGAGGUCUCCAGGGGUGGACCCACCAGGAAGAGCAGGCACGCCGUUGAUGAAGGUGGAGAUCUAAUUGAGUGUUCAAGCAAGCAUUGCCAAUCAUGCACCGCUGCGUUGAUAGCUGACUGUGUGGCCCUCUGUUGCUGCCCUUGUGCUUUGGUCAAUCUUCUUACUCUUGCUUUUGUUAAGGUUCCAUGGAUGAUAGGCAGGAGGUGCUUGGGAAGAGUAAAAAGGAAGAAAAUGAAUAGAAAAUGCAGGAAGAACAGUGAAGGGGAAGGUAACAUUGUGGUGAAAAUAGAAAGGGAUUGUAAUUUGAGAAAGAGGAUGAUAGAAGAAGAGGGAGUAUUGGAAAUUGCAACGGGAUUUGGUGAGGAAGAGGAAAUGGCUGGUGUUCCUGCGAGAUAUGAGGCAGAGAGGCUUUGGUUCGAGUUGAACCAGAUUGGUCACUUGGGUUUUGGUAGGGUUUCUUUCACUGGUAGUCCGUGUACAGAUGAUAGCUUAGGAAAGUGAACGGCUGACAAACAUAUUUUGUUUUUGCUCUGUCAUUUAUUUUAUUUUUACCCGUAUGGUUUUGGGUUUCCUUCACAAAUAUCCAACAUGGCAGGGGAUGGGCAAUUGGGGAAGCACAUUAAAGUGAUAUGCAUCAUUGUAUAGAACUGUAAAUCUUCAAUUCUCCAGUUUAUGAUUUGAUUUUGGGGCAAGCAUCCACCAUCGACAA
Populus euphratica (Euphrates poplar) is the source of this 1452-nucleotide messenger RNA. RefSeq lists its product as uncharacterized. The transcript is spliced from 2 exons. NCBI's taxonomy places the organism in Eukaryota, Viridiplantae, Streptophyta, Magnoliopsida, Malpighiales, Salicaceae. The record is from RefSeq and is a predicted model, not a curated record. The coding region runs from base 699 to 1244 and encodes 181 amino acids.